AUGCUUGUUUCAAAAGGGUACGAGGCGCAGACCCACUUCCGCUGCCUCCUAGCUUUGUCCAGCGUCUCGAAGUACUGGCGAGAGGUGGCGAUUGAAAGUCCCUUGCUCUGGUCGGACAUCCAUAUCAUUUAUUGCAAUCCGCGUGCAGAGAACGAACUGCAAAUAGCCCAGCUAUACACGACUCGGUCCAAAAAGCUCUGGGUCAAUCUCUUCCUCUACGAGGGCACAGCGACAGAACACCUAGAAGAGGAAUGCCCUCAGCCAGAAUGGCCUCAACUCGAUAAGACUCUCACCUCGACUUCACAACGCUGGCGCUCGCUCGUUGUGGCCGGCCUCUCUACUCGCUUCUGCGCCUGCAUUUGUCGUCUCCUUUAUACUGACCUCGCCCCGAACCUCGAGACCAUAAGUCUGUACACUCCUGAGCUCAUGGACUGUUUCAUUAGGCUGCGCGCGACCAGUGGGACGGUACUGCGUGCACCAGCCCUAGCUGCAUUGCAUCUUCGAUCCGAGACGCUUGUUCUCAUGCCCGAGCGGUUCACCUUAUCCCGGCUGUCCGUGCUUGAACUGGUUUACGAACGUCCGCCCUCGAGUCCUUCUACUCUGGAAUGGCGGAAACUGCGUGUCCUGCUCGCCCAAUGCCCGUUCCUGCAGCGGAUGAGACUCCGCUUGACUAUCGUCGAAGAUACUCAAGAGUGGGAAAGAUGGCCCUACCGCGAGCUGACCUUCCCGCUCUUGCACGAGCUGGACCUAAGCUUCCGUAGUCUCAAUGCCACUGCUGCCCUGACCAAUCAUGUCAUCAGAGGUCUUUCAGCUCCGAACCUGGAGAAACUAUGCCUAUCCACUAUCCCGGACGCCAUGUCCCUGUCUCGUUUCGAAGCAAAGUAUCCCGCGCUCCGCAUGAUUUCCUUCCGCGACCCAAGCUUGGGGGCUCCCAUUUAUUUUCUAAGCGCCUGCGGGGAUGUGGAACACCUCCAGAUCAGUGGUUCUGAGAUUGACACAACUGAGUUGAUCGUUAAGACACUUACGGAACCUAGAUAUUUCCUCAAUGAAACACUCACAUCCAACCCGAUCCUGCCGAAGUUGCGCACCUUGAACAUUCGUGAACUGGGUGGCUGGAGGGACGGUCGUUUCUGCAGCUUAAGCGCUAGCCUUGUCCAGAAGCUUCUGGAGACACGGAUUGCGCAGGGCAAGCCGCUGGAAAAGUUGUAUUUGGCGGACCGCGAGAUAGACAGAUUCCGACACCUCGGACGGUUCGUUGAGUUGACCAACAGCUGUCCGCCCGAGGAGCCUUGGAUGGAGAGUGUUGCCCGCAUCCCCCUCGAAAUCGUCGUCGUCGUUGUGCUCGUUGUCGUCGCGGUCAUGUCCGAUGAACAUUCGCAGUCGCCUCCCCAGGCCUCGAGCAGCCAGGAGCAGCACCAGCAACCGCCUCCUCCGCCCAUGGUUCCCUACGGCCUGCCAUACCCACCACCCCCAGGUUAUCCGCCCUAUUUCUAUCCACCACCUCCUGAUGGAUCGCACGACCCGAACGCACCUCCAGGUGCACCAUUCAUGGUUCCCUACCCGGCCCCGCCACCUGGGUUUGCUUAUGUCUACCCUCCAGGUUAUUACCCACCGCCACCUAUGGGCAUGCCCAUGCCCGCGAUGGUCACGAAACCUAAACGCAAGCAGGUUAAAAUGGCUUGCACGAAUUGUGCCGCCGCAUGUAAACGCUGCGAUGAAAACCGGCCGUGCGACCGGUGUCAAAAGUACGGUAUCGCGGACAGCUGCGUCGAUGGAGUGAGGAAGGAGCGGAAGAAAGGAGUCAAGCGGGGUCCAUAUAAGCGAAAGAGGAAGGGCGACUCGGACUCAGGACUAGACCCUGCCGCUGCGCCUGCCGUUCCUCCGUCUCAAGCGAUCCACCCCGUCUACGGCGCACCGCCGGGGGAAGGAUUCUAUCCUGUAUACUAUGCUCCCCCGGGAUAUGUGCCGCCGCCGGAAGGGGGCGACGUGAGCGCACCCGCCCAGCCUUACUACCCUAGUUACCCGUUCCCUGGCUAUCCACCCCCUCCAGCGUCGACGCAAUCGUCGCCGGUAACGGUCGAGCCCUCGCAGACGCAGUCAGAGAGCAAGGCCCAGGAGCAGGAGCCGACGGUUGAGAAGACCAAAGAGAAGGAGAAGGGUGAGCGGAAGAAAAAGAAGAAGCGGCGGGUCGACGCUGAGGGCCAGAAGGAGAAGGAGGGUGAGCCUGGGGGAGCGAAACCUACCUCGAACGGCUCGUUCGCUGUCCCUCCUCCUAUCAUUGCUGUUGGGUGACGGGUUCGCUGUGGGUGUUCAAUUCGAUCUUAUGUUGUUUUUGUUGUUCUUGUUGCCUAUUCAAUGUUUCUCGCAUACGCGCUAUAUGCUAAACUCCUGCGCUGUAAUUCUCUUUCGAGCUUAAUGAUAUGAUCACCUCAAUUA
Gloeophyllum trabeum ATCC 11539 is the source of this 2436-nucleotide messenger RNA. RefSeq lists its product as uncharacterized. Gene Ontology annotation, cellular component: nucleus. Gene Ontology annotation, biological process: cellular response to starvation; regulation of DNA-templated transcription. The record is from RefSeq and is a predicted model, not a curated record. The transcript has 5 exons. NCBI's taxonomy places the organism in Eukaryota, Fungi, Basidiomycota, Agaricomycetes, Gloeophyllales, Gloeophyllaceae. Bases 1 to 2292 code for a protein of 763 amino acids. Gene Ontology annotation, molecular function: zinc ion binding; DNA-binding transcription factor activity, RNA polymerase II-specific; RNA polymerase II transcription regulatory region sequence-specific DNA binding.